Cyclospora cayetanensis is the source of this 1950-nucleotide messenger RNA. RefSeq lists its product as uncharacterized. The record is from RefSeq and is a predicted model, not a curated record. The coding region runs from base 1 to 1950 and encodes 649 amino acids. The transcript is spliced from 5 exons. NCBI's taxonomy places the organism in Eukaryota, Apicomplexa, Conoidasida, Eucoccidiorida, Eimeriidae.
AUGUGGCGUCCUUUUCAGCACCCGGGGGCCCUCUUGGCCCCAGGGGAGACCAAGAUUCUCGGUGUCCCCUUCAGUUUUAUAGAGCGCGUAACGCCGAUUCCAGCAGCGGCAACAGCAGUAGCGAUGCUCGUCGCGACGCGGCAAAAGGCAGCAGCACCCACAGCGCUUGUUGGUCAUACUGGGGGUACUCAGUUGUGGGCUCCACGUGGUGGCGUUAGGCGUGGAUUUACUGUGGCUGCAGGGCCUUUACGGCUGCACGAACACCCACCGGAUCCAUCCUCCUUCCUCUCCCUGUCGAUGGGCAAAGGUCCUCAAAGGCCUCAUUUCGCAAUGCCUGCCGGCUCCUCACUGUUCGUCGCGCAUCAUCAUGGAAAGCCAGGCAGGGCGCAUCUAUCUCAAGGGGGCCCCCAGGGGCCCUCUCCAAGAUCGCAUGCAGGUGCCCUUCGAUUCGAAGCCAGAAGCGUCUACCCCAGGGCACUUGUUAAGAGGCCUCCUUGGGAGACCCCAAAGCAGAUCUGGCUUCCCGGCAGCAGCGGCUGUAGGAAUUUGGCUGUAGCGCCUCACUGGCAGACCUCUCUGAGGCCGCCCUUUCCUUCUGCCUCGCAGCACAGGCAGCGUCUCGUGCAGCAACGGAAGCAGCAAGAGCAGACUGCUUCAUCUGCAGAAGGCAGAGGCGGCGGAGGUGCCGGUUGGUCCUUAAGAGCAUUUCUGUGUGCAGCUAGCGGCACGGCUGCCGUCUUGUGGCUUGUAGAACGCCAGCGCAGGGUAGAAGCAGAAGCGGCAGCAGCUGCUGCUGCGGCAGCUGCUGCUGCUGCGGAGAGAGGCGGCUUUGCCUGGCUUUGGCCAGAGUGGGCGUCUCUCGGUAGCAGAAGCAGCAUCAAAGAAAGUGGUCAUGUGAACGGCAGCAUCGCGCUGGGAUUCCCCAGAGACGAUCCUUGGUGGGUGUGGGGCCCACUGGGGACCCCGUUGGUGGAAUUUUCUCCCUUGAAGCCUCAACCGGAACCUAUGAGUGUGCGGCAGCAGUGGCAUCAGCGCCAUCAGCUGCAAGACAGUGGGUGCGUACGGCCGAGUGUGGGGAGCAGUUCUGCCGAAGCGUCUAAGCUGCUGUUGUACUCCUGCGGGGGGAUCUUUCUUUUGUGGCGUGUUGCUGCGGCAGCCUCAAACAGCAGCAGCCUGUGGGGCAGCCACCUGAUGCGGCUGUUGAUGAAUCAUUUUGCGGCCUCCCGUGAGGCCCUGCUGGCUGGCAGACUCCACACGAUCUUCACUGCCAGUAAGCUUGCCAGGUCUGCUGCUGUUGCUAGUGCUGCCGUGAGUGGUUUUACUGCUGUCUCUUUUGCGUCAACUGAAGGCGUGUUGUCUCAUCCAGACGCAAGGGACGCGGUGAUAACGCGACCUUAUUGCUUCCUCUCUUCUGAAUCUAUUCAUCUCCCCACUUCCUCCGUGCCUGCCUUCCCUGUUUCUGGUUUUGUGACAGGUGGUGUCGUUAUUAUCAGGGCUAAUGCUGACGGCGCUGCAGCUAUCCCAGCUGAACCUUCUGGUGAAUGCCGUCUGCUACUUGAUUUCGCGCGUGGGGAGAGGGCGAAUAUCAAUGUUGCUGCGAGGCGUUUCGUGGCCGGGCCACUUGGGAGAUAUCUCGGAUUCACUCAAGAUCCUGGGACUCCAGACGCGAUUGCUGGUGAGGCUGGCAGCAGCACAUUAACACAAGAAGGAGGAAAAAGUUUGGCAACAAUGGCUGCCCACACGCCGCUAAUUUUUAUGCUGUUCCUUGAGGGUGCUAAUUCGCACUGCCGGUUAAAACCGCGUGCUUUGACCGCCUGCAAUUGCAACUUUUUCAGUGCCGGUAUCCUCAGCAGGAUUGUCAUGCUGAUCCCUUUCAUGGCUUGCCGAUUACAAUUGCAGCACGCUCAAAUAGGCUUUAAUGGUGUCGUCUUUUGCCGAUAUAUAGUUUAG